Molecule: messenger RNA, 1000 nt
Organism: Pelodiscus sinensis (Chinese soft-shelled turtle)
Lineage: Eukaryota; Metazoa; Chordata; Testudines; Trionychidae
Source: RefSeq, a predicted model, not a curated record
ACCACGUUUUUAAAAUAUGAUCUUCCUCUACUCUAGAUGAAGUUAUUCGUAAACGACUUCUAAUUGAUGGAGAUGGUGCUGGUGAUGACAGACGAAUUAAUUUGUUAGUGAAGAGCUUCAUUAAAUGGUGCAACUCUGGAUCUCAAGAAGAAGGAUACAGCCAAUAUCAACGCAUGCUGAGUACUUUAUCACAGUGUGAAUUUUCAAUGGGAAAAACUCUGCUUGUCUAUGAUAUGAACCUCAGAGAAAUGGAGAAUUAUGAAAAAAUCUACAAAGACAUAGAAAAUAGUAUAGCUGCAGCACAUGAGAAGAUUGCUGAAUGUAAAAAGCAGAUUCUGCAAGCAAAAAGAAUACGAAAAAAUCGUCAAGAAUAUGAUGCAUUGGCUAAAGUAAUACAGCACCAUCCAGACAGGCAUGAAACAUUAAAGCAGCUAGAAGCUUUGGGAAAAGAACUUCAACAUCUUUCUCACAUUAAAGAAAAUGUUGAAGAUAAGCUGGAGUUGAGACGAAAGCAGUUCCAUGUGCUUCUGAGUACCAUCCAUGAACUUCAGCAAACUUUGGAAAAUGAUGAAAAACUUUCAGAAGCAGAGGAGUCCCAAGAAACUCACAUGGAAGAAGAGACUAAACAGUAGACAAACUUUGGACUUACUCAAGAAUUUCCAUAGCUUCUGAAUUUGUGCCGAAACUCGUUAUCUUGAAACUUUUCUAAGAAAUUAAAUCUUGCGGCUGUUUUUUGUGAAUUUGUAUGAAUACCAGGGUUUUUUUUAAGACAAAUACAAAAAAUCUUGUUUUGUUAGUGCUACAGUAAAACAGUUACUGCUCAAGUAACAAGCCUUCAUAUACGUGUGGGCAGCACUCCAGUAUUACACAAAAAGCUUUAGAUUGUUUUGUGAACCAGGAAAAUAUUUCAGGCUUGUCAGUUCCAGAGUGUAAAACAUUCCUGUAUAGUAAUCUGCUAAGAUGCUAACACGGUGUUGAAAUAAAACAUGUUUACAAAUAA